Neocloeon triangulifer is the source of this 906-nucleotide messenger RNA. RefSeq lists its product as uncharacterized. The record is from RefSeq and is a predicted model, not a curated record. NCBI's taxonomy places the organism in Eukaryota, Metazoa, Arthropoda, Insecta, Ephemeroptera, Baetidae. The coding region runs from base 81 to 644 and encodes 187 amino acids. The transcript is spliced from 4 exons.
GCAAAGCAAACAUCAGAUAGAGAAGAAAAAGGAAUCUGAGUAGACGCACGUAAUACGCUUGCGAUUCUCAGUGGCCGAUCAUGUCUUACCGUGGCCAAGACUUCAUUCAUCCACGCAGGUCUCGAAAGCGUUACAGCUUCUGCGAUGCGCUGGAAGAUACUGCUUUGGAUAUUCGGCAUAGCCGAGGCAAAUGGCUCAAGGACGAGCACAUCAAGCAAGUGUCCAGGCACGAAUGGCACGUGCUUUCAGCCACCAACCACCAAACUGUGUACACUGUGAAGAGGCUGAUUGAAGAUGACGACGAUCAAAUCGAGGAGCACAACUACAGGUGCGAGUACUGGGGCCACGAGGACACCUUCUAUGCCAACGAGGGCUAUUGCAGGAGCUGCGAAAUCUGUUGCCACUUCUACGAGUGCGACUGUCCUGACGAGCACCCCAUUUGCAAGCACAUCCACAAGGUGCACAUGUUCAACAACAAGGCUGUCAAAGAGCAGCAGCCACACGAUUUGCAGAAGACAAUCGAGACGGCACUGAAUGACCUGAAGACCCUGAGGAGUUCAAUCCGACUCACAGACGAGGGAGAUUUCUGCGUCGAACUUCAAGCAUUUAAUCAGAUGAUUUUGGACAAGUACUUUGCUCAGUAGAAAAAUCUGGCUUCUUUUUAAGUAAUUUAAUAGACUCUAUCAAUCGCAAAUGUAUUGAAGCCUUAAUUGAUUGACACAAAGUUAAUAAUUGCAACUUUUUGAAUAACAAAUAAGUCUAUAAGUCUUAUCGAGACUACAUUGCUGCUUUUGUAUGUAAUUUAAAACAAAAAAUUUAAUUUAUCUUUAUAAAAUAAGAAUUGACAACUUUUAAAAAUGUAAAAAUAUCAACUUUGAAAAUUAAAACGAAUAAUGUGAAUAUAAA